Messenger RNA from Diaporthe amygdali, 1755 nucleotides. RefSeq lists its product as uncharacterized. Gene Ontology annotation, molecular function: calcium/calmodulin-dependent protein kinase activity; ATP binding; calmodulin binding. The record is from RefSeq and is a predicted model, not a curated record. The coding region runs from base 1 to 1755 and encodes 584 amino acids. Gene Ontology annotation, biological process: cellular response to oxidative stress; protein phosphorylation. The transcript has 5 exons. Lineage: Eukaryota; Fungi; Ascomycota; Sordariomycetes; Diaporthales; Diaporthaceae.
AUGGCGGCAGCGGUCCAACAAGCCGGCGCCAAUGGCGGGCAACAACCUCAAGUCCAACCAUGCAGAUACAAGGUCGGCAAGACAUUAGGUGCAGGGUCAUACUCAGUGGUCAAAGAAUGCGUGCACAUCGACACAGGGCGGUACUAUGCCGCAAAGGUCAUCAACAAAAGAUUGAUGUCAGGGAGGGAACACAUGGUCCGCAAUGAAAUCGCCGUGCUGAAGAAGGUCUCGAUGGGCCACCAGAACAUUCUCACCCUGGUCGACUACUUCGAGACGAUGAACAACCUCUACCUGGUGACAGACCUGGCGCUGGGCGGCGAGCUGUUCGACCGCAUCUGCCGCAAGGGGUCGUACUACGAGGCGGACGCGGCGGACCUGGUGCGCGCGACGCUGUCGGCGGUGGCGUACCUGCACGACCACGGGAUCGUGCACCGCGACCUCAAGCCCGAGAACCUGCUGUUCCGCACGCCCGAGGACAACGCGGACCUGCUGAUCGCGGACUUUGGGCUCAGCCGCGUCAUGGACGAGGAGCAGUUCCACGUGCUGACGACGACGUGCGGCACGCCGGGCUACAUGGCGCCCGAGAUCUUCAAGAAGUCGGGCCACGGCAAGCCGGUGGACCUGUGGGCGCUGGGCGUCAUCACCUACUUCCUGCUGUGCGGCUACACGCCCUUCGACCGCGACAGCGACUUCGAGGAGAUGCAGGCCAUCCUCAACGCCGACUACAGCUUCACGCCCGUCGACUACUGGCGCGGGGUGUCGGACGGCGCCAAGGACUUCAUCCGCCGCUGCCUGACCAUCGACCCGGCCCGCCGCAUGACCGCCCACGAGGCCCUGCAGCACCCCUUCGUUGUCGGCUACAUGACCGGCGACGGCUCCGACAAGGGCGCCAACCUGCUGCCCACCGUCAAGAAGAACUUCAACGCCCGCCGCACCCUGCACGCCGCCAUCGACACCGUCAGGGCCAUCAACAAGCUGCGCGAGGGGCAGGUCGCCGCCGGCCUCAUGGACGGCGCCAAGAGCCAGGAGCCCACGAGGGGCCAGGCCAGCCCGAGCGCGGCCGGCGGUGCGAAGAAGGAGGAUAGCGGUGUGAGCAUGAAUAGCAGUCGGAACAACGACUCGGGCUAUGCUACGCAGCCCGAUGGGGACGUUACAAUGGGUGAAGCACCGCCUCUGUCGGCCAGUCAGGUGCCGGUGAGUUUGAGGCCGGCUAGUUGGUGCAGCAGCGAGAAGCUGUCCAAGAUCGUCGCCCACGUCGGUUCUCAGAAAGGCAACGCUGGAGGCCACCAUGAUUUUCCCUCUCUCAAACGGCCGGAUCAAAUCUACGACGAGCUCAGGUUGGACAAAAUCCAGCUCGAGCACAGCUCAAGACACAAGAACGGUCGCGCAACAACAAGCCCCAUCAAUCGUCCUGUCAUUCUGAUUGGCACUUACCAGGAGCCCAUAUACCUGGGUCGCAUUACCCACGCCAAUAACCAGGGCUGCGGAGGGGCCCACCAGUCAUCAAAGACACGCCCCCGGGGGAUCAGGAUGCCCGUUCCCCAGGGGGGAAGAGGAAACCCAAACCCGCCGCCCAAGAAGCUGAGCCUGACCGGACAGCCCGGCCCCGGGAACGACGGCAAGCCCGCCCGUCGAGUUGGGCACCUCGUUCCCGCCCUGCCGCUUGCCCUCCUUGCGCGCAACCGCGAGCCUUGCGAGAGAGGGAAGCUCACCGAGACCCGCCAGCGCUCAGGGCUCUCGGUAGCCCACAAUUAA